This is a messenger RNA of Oikopleura dioica, 342 nucleotides long. The record is from the annotation of a GenBank genome assembly. NCBI's taxonomy places the organism in Eukaryota, Metazoa, Chordata, Appendicularia, Copelata, Oikopleuridae.
AUGGAAAAUCAGGAGCUCGAAUUCCCGUCAGACUCGGAACUGGACACAAUCAACAAAUACAUAAAAGACACUAGACAAUUUGCAGCGCUCGUAAUCGAUACAUGUAAUCACGAAGGGGUAGAAUUCCUGAAUCCGAUCGGCGUUCGAGUACCCGGGCUUUUGCAUCGAAUGGAGGAUAUGCGCGAAAUCCUUAAAAAGCCGUUUUGGGCCUCACUUGACGAUUCUCACGAACUUGCCCCACUCAAAAAAUGCACUCUUCAAGUUCUCGACAAAUUUGAAGACAUGUGCUACAAAAAAUUCCGACAUCACAUUGAAGCCUCUAUAGAAAGUCACGAAUUUUAG